Molecule: messenger RNA, 933 nt
Organism: Helicoverpa zea (corn earworm)
Lineage: Eukaryota; Metazoa; Arthropoda; Insecta; Lepidoptera; Noctuidae
Product: ejaculatory bulb-specific protein 3-like
Exons: 3
Coding region: 146-517 (123 amino acids)
Source: RefSeq, a predicted model, not a curated record
GUAUUUUUUUUUUAUCAGUGCAGCGACUGUUUACAUACAUUACGUAUCGACAUUUAAGGAUACUCCAGUAUAAAAGGAGCGAUCCUUUGCAAAGAGCAUUUACUUGACAGCUGGGCUUAAAUCUUGAAUCGGAAUAUCUGUAAAUAUGAAGUGUAUCUACGUGCUGUCAUUCCUGCUGGCUCUGGCCGCUGUUCAAGCUGAAGACAAGUACAGCACAGAGAAUGACAAUCUGGACAUUGAUGCGGUUGUCGCAAACGUGGAUUCCCUGACAAACUUCGUGGCAUGUUUCUUGGAUCAAGAGCCUUGUGACGCCGUUGCUGCUGAUUUUAAAAAGGACAUCCCCGAGGCCGUCACCACGAGGUGCGCCAAGUGCACGGACGCCCAAAAGCACAUCUUCUACAAAUUUAUCCUGGGACUUAAGGAGGAGCUGCCAAGAGGCUACGAAGAGUUCAGACGUAAGUACGACCCAGAGAACAAACACUUCUCAGCCUUGGAAAACGCCGUCUCUCCUGCUUAAGACAGACCUACAACUUUUUGUAGGACAGAUAAAUCAGUCCGAUUUUUCGUAGGACGUUUGACUUGUGCGUUGCACUAUUUAAUUGCUAUUAGUGUGUUCUGUUUUUCUCCUACAAGAAAUCGGUCACCGAUUAUCGGAUGUGGGCGGGCAGCCUAAAACUAGGUGUGCCUUACAAUGUAUUACCUUGAUUUCAGAUACUUUAGUAUAUAAAUAUGUAUAAGUUUUAAGUAAGGAUGUGAUUUUAUCAUUAAGUUGUCAGUUUUUGUUAAGUUGCUAGAAAAUACGGACCGUGUAGUCGUAUUUUUAUUUUUUGCUAUUUGAAGGAAUGUGAGCAAAACAUUUACUUACCUAUAACUUUAGUGAGUUUUUGGAUUUUCCAAUGUAUGAGCUUCUCGAAUACAGUUCUUUUCUAAUAA